AUGGUUCUCCCAUGCCCUGUAAUGUGCGACACGAAUUCAUCAUUGGGUAUUUUCCCGCCUGGCCAGAGCGCUACAAUUGGUGUUGAUUUCAUGAUAAAAACAGUCAAAGUCAAUGAUGACAAAAUAAAGUUACAAAUCUGGGACACAGCUGGACAGGAGCGCUUCCGAUCAAUCACACAAAGCUAUUAUCGUUCAGCGCAUGCAAUAGUACUGGUUUAUGAUGUUGCAUGUCAACCAAGUUUCGAUUGCUUACCGGAAUGGCUUGGCGAAAUUGAACAGUACGCAAAUCGACGAGUUUUGAAAAUAUUAGUGGGGAAUAAAAUUGAUAAAGCGGAUGAGCGUGAAAUACCGGAACGUAUUGGUAAAAAUUUCGCAGAUGCGAACGCUUUUGAUUAUUUCCUGGAAACAUCAGCACUGGAUGCAACAAAUGUUGAUACAUUAUUCCAUGAAGUUGCCACACGACUUACAAAUGAUAUGAAAAAAAGCGAUGAAAGGUACUCGUUCUGA
Gongylonema pulchrum is the source of this 507-nucleotide messenger RNA. Lineage: Eukaryota; Metazoa; Nematoda; Chromadorea; Rhabditida; Gongylonematidae. The record is from the annotation of a GenBank genome assembly.